This is a messenger RNA of Chenopodium quinoa (quinoa), 3011 nucleotides long. Its product is annotated as histone-lysine N-methyltransferase, H3 lysine-9 specific SUVH1-like. The coding region runs from base 494 to 2593 and encodes 699 amino acids. The record is from RefSeq and is a predicted model, not a curated record. Gene Ontology annotation, molecular function: histone methyltransferase activity; zinc ion binding; protein binding. Gene Ontology annotation, cellular component: nucleus. The transcript has 2 exons. NCBI's taxonomy places the organism in Eukaryota, Viridiplantae, Streptophyta, Magnoliopsida, Caryophyllales, Amaranthaceae.
GCUAAAUAGAUUAAUACAGUAUCCCCUCUAAAAAAGAGAGAUUAAUACAGUAGAUUUAUCUAAUGUACUUACUUAUCUUAAAUCGUUAUUAUUUCCUCCCUCUCCUCCUUUCUUCUCACAGGUCACUUUCUCCCGUCACCGAUUUCCGGCCAUUCUCUCACUCUCACUCUCCGGCGAUUUUCUCUCUCCUUUUCUCAAAUUCUACAGUCAAAUUCCUUCCUUUAUCUUCUUUGCAAUUCCCAAAUCAUUUUCUCUCUUCACAAAAAUCCCCAUUUCCCCAAUUCUCUUCCCAUAUAAACCCUAGAUCUGAUUUUGCAUGACUGAUUGGCCUGAGGCCAAAUCACCUUCUUCGAUCCAAAUUCCUUUUCGAAUCAAUGGAUCUUCAAAUGGGUUUAGCUCUAUGUUGUUGUAAUUCGCUGUAAAUUAUACUCCACCCCUUUGUUUUUUCAUUGUAAUUGUAAUUUAAUCUCAAUCUCGAAUUGAAUUGUUGAAAAUGGACGGUGUUUCGGGUCCAGGCACGCAAUCUCAACCUUCAUUCGAUAAAUCAAGGGUUUUAGAUGUGAAACCCUUGAGAACUUUGGUACCCAUGUUUCCGAACCCACCUCAAGCUCCCCCUUUUGUGUGUUCAUCCCCUUUUGGUCCUUUCCCAUCUGGGUUUACCCCCUUUUACCCGUUUAGCAUGGGUCCACCCGGUAGUCAGACCGCGGGCGAGGCGAGGAACCAGGAUGGUGCUGCUGGUUAUGCCACCCCUGCUGCCGCGGUGCCGUUGAGGUCAUUUGGGACUCCUCAAAUGGGUGCGCAUUUUUCGAAUGGUGAUACGGGUUCUUCUAUGGAAGCUUCGAGGGAUAUAAAUUUCGGAGAUGGCGGUGUUGGUACCGCGUCUGGGAGCAAGAAACGGGCAGCUAGUACUAAGGGUCUGUCCCCUGCUGAGGCGGCUGCUCAGAGGAAGGCAAGAAAGAUUGCGAAUGCUGCUGCUUCUGGUGAUAUUCGGAAGCCGAAUUUGGCGAAUGUGGUGGGUUUGCCUCAAGUGCAGAGGGAGGAUGGUAAUAGGGAAGUUGUUAAUUAUGUUAUUAUGAAGUUUGAUGGUGUUCGGAGGCGGUUAAGCCAGCUUGAGGAUUCGAAGGAGGCGUCAACGGGGUUGAUUAAGCGUGCUGAUUUGAAAGCUGGUAACAUUUUGAUGACUGCUGGGUUUCGGACUAAUAGUAGGAAGAGAAUUGGUGCUGUUCCUGGGCUUGAUAUUGGUGACAUUUUCUUUUUUCGAAUGGAACUUUGUGUUGUGGGAUUGCAUGCGCCUUCGAUGGCUGGUAUUGAUUACAUGACUGUUAAGACUGAUGCUGAAGAUGAGCCACUUGCUGUUAGCAUUGUGUCAUCGGGCGGGUACGACGAUGAUGCUGAAGAUCAGGAUGUUUUGGUUUACACAGGUCAAGGUGGUGGAAAUUACAAUAACAGUGGUAAAGCAGCCUCUGAUCAGAAGCUAGAAAGGGGGAAUCUUGCUUUGGAGAAAAGUUCUCGACGAGGGAAUCAAAUUCGGGUGAUUAGAGGUAUCAGGGAUACUUCGAAUCCUUCCAUUAAGAUAUAUGUUUAUGAUGGGCUUUAUACUAUUCAAGAGUCCUGGAUUGAGAAGGCGAAAUCGGGUGCUAAUCUUUUCAAGUAUAGGAUGGUCAGGUUACCUGGGCAGUCUCCAGGUUUUGGGGUUUGGCAAUCUAUUUUGAAGUGGAAAGAAAGUGUGUCGUCGAGGCCGGGAUUGAUUCUUCCUGACCUUACUUCAGGUGCUGAAAGUCUGCCUGUAUCGCUUGUUAAUGAUUUCGAUAACGAAAAGGGGCCUCCUUACUUCACCUAUCUACGCUCAGUUAAGUAUACAAAGUCCCUUAACUUGUCUGAGCCUACUUAUGGGUGUAAUUGCCAUAGUGCUUGUGCUGCAGGUGAUCUUAACUGCUCUUGUAUUCGUAAGAAUGGCGGUGAUUUCCCGUAUACUACGAAUGGGGUGUUUGUGAGCAGGAAACCACUUGUUUAUGAGUGUGGACCGUCGUGUCCAUGCUUUCCUAAUUGCAAGAACAGAGUGUCACAGAGUGGUUUAAAGGUUCGACUGGAAGUCUUUAAGACUAAGGAUAAAGGUUGGGGCUUGCGCUCUUGGGAUGCUAUUCGAUCGGGGACUUUCAUUUGUGAAUAUGCUGGUGAAGUGAUUGACAAAACCAAGUAUGAUAGAGAUGAAAGUAGCGAUGGUGGUGACUAUGUUUUCGAUACUAGUCGUGAAUUCGAUAAAUCAUUUAAGUGGAACUAUGAUCCUCCGUUGGUGGGAGAGGAUACAGCUGAAUUGAGUGAGGAUUAUGACAUUCCUACUCCAUUGAUCAUUAGUGCCAAAGAUUCUGGGAAUGUUUCUCGCUUUAUGAACCACAGCUGUUCUCCUACUGUUUUCUGGCAGCCUAUUGUGUAUGAGCAGAAUGGGGAGUCCCAAAUUCAUAUUGCAUUCUAUGCGAUGCGACACAUUCCUCCCAUGACUGAGCUCACUUAUGAUUAUGGUAUAUCUCAGUCCGAAAGUAGGAGGAAGCGGUGCUAUUGUGGCUCACCAAAAUGCAAAGGCUAUUUCGGUUGACACUUCUUAUGGUGUUAACUGCAGGUUAGCUAUCUUUGGAAGCAGCUCCGCCCGUUGGGAUGUAAUUAUCUGCUGUGACAGAGGUUCAGUUUUGUCAUCAUCAAAUGCUUUGUGCUGCCGAUAUUCUCAAUGUGCUUCCUGACUUCUAUCUUCUUUCCUGCUCAGAGUAGUUUAGUUUGUAGUAUCGUAGCUUUUGAAGCUCUUGUUGAAGAUAUGUAUAUCAUUAUGUUAGUUUAUGUAAUGUAGCUGUAGCUGUAGUUUGUUGGUGCCGGUAGCCCAUAUUCUGGCAACCUAUUAGCUUUCUGCCCAUAUUUGGUUGUCAUCUUAGCUGAACUUUUUUCCUGUACUGUAAAUGUGUCCUUGGUGGAUGGGCGUCUGGGAUUUUAUGAUAUAUGCAGUGUUUUGACUUUGUUUUCAA